AUGGAAGACUUUAAGAGUUCUGAUUCUACAAAUUGCAGUCAGAAAAUUGGGCAUGAUUGGGAGUGGAUCUCAUCUGAUUCUUUAAAGCUAGAAAAUCUUGCAUAUUGCAGCCUGGGAACUUCAGAACCUUCAAUUGAUUCAGAGAUCAUCUUUGCUAAGUCAAAUGAAAUUACAAGACGAGAGAUGAUUCUUUGGCUCAUCAAAGAAAAAGAAGGUGAAUUAACCAAUUCACAAAAAAUUUCUGAAUGCGAAAAUAAUAUGGGAUUGGAGUCUUUAUUUCAUGAUCCUCAAAAUGCCUUAGAAAAUUUAAAAAAUUUAUUUCCAAAAAUAGAUUGUAAUAAAACGACCAGCUCCAGCACUGAGAUAAAUAAAGAUAUGGAGAGGUUGAUAGAAUCAGUUGCCGAAAGGAAAAUAGAAAAUUUAAUUAAAAAACUGAAAAUUCAAAUGAAAGACCAAUUAUCAAAAUUAAAUUCAAAAGAAAUGCUGAUGUCUGAGAAAUUGGACAAGCUAGAAGAAAAAUUUGAGCUUGUAAUAAAUGAAAAUAAAAAGCUUCAUAAAUUGAUUCUAAAUAACAAAAAUGAAACUAUUCUGGCUCAGCCAAAAGAAAAUAAAUUUGAUAUCUAUAUGGCAGAAAAGCUCGCUAAAAAAGCAGCACAAAUUUCAGAAUUGAAAAUUAAACUUGAAAAUUAUUCAAGUGAAUAUUACUCUUCAUUGGAGAAUUUACCUAAAUUUAAAAAGAUGAAGACUAAACUUUUAAAACAAUUUAAUAUUGAGAAAAUUCUCAUGGCAAAAUUUCAUGCAAGUCAUUAUAUAGAAUUUGAAAAUUAUAUUACAAUAUACAAUGAAAUUUCAGAUAAGCUGAAUAAACUUACUGAAGAGCUCUCUGUUGAGAAUAAAUGUAUUUAUGGAGUUAAUAGAGACCAAAAUCAAACCAUUUUGUGAACUUAUGAUGCAAAGACUCAUAAUAAAUAUUCAACUCGCAUUGUCACUCCAAUUCCAUUGAGUAUUUAUACAUGCAUAACUAAGCUCCCAAAUAAUGAAUUGUUUUGCUAUGGUAGCUGAACACCACUUUCAGGAGUUACAUGCAUAAUAGAUCUAAAAUCAAAAACUCUUAAAAGAUCUUUACCUGAUGGACUUCCCAGCAUUGCUUCAGGAGCUGUAUAUCAUAACAAUUGUGUCUAUGUUUUCGGGCGAUGCACAACGGGUUCUGAUACAUUAAAUUCAGCUAGAAAAUUCGAUUUGGAAGAAAACAGUUGAAAAGACCUCACAAAUCUUCCAGCUGCCGCUUAUUAUUGUUCUUGCAUCGUAUUUAAAGGCUCAAUUUUAUUAUCUGGACAUCAACAUUAUCACUUAUAUAAAUAUUCUAUCCAAACAAACAACUAUGAAGUGUUAUUAUCAAAUCUUGAUAACGCUUAUAAAAUACAAUUUAAGCUUAAACAGAGAAUUUAUAUACUUCAAUCUAAUGGGACAAGCUAUGAAAGUGUAAAAGGAAAUGAAUAUAUAUGAAAUAAAAUUAGCACUGGCAGCUAUAGUGCUCAUCGAAAUAGUUUGAUAACUUAUAAUAGAGGAUCUGCACUUAUAAGUUUGCAAGAGCAUAAUGGUAUGCACUGUUAUAAGUUUAGCUUAAAAAAGAAAAAGAUUAAAGAACUUUUAUAA
Blepharisma stoltei is the source of this 1656-nucleotide messenger RNA. The record is from the annotation of a GenBank genome assembly. NCBI's taxonomy places the organism in Eukaryota, Ciliophora, Heterotrichea, Heterotrichida, Blepharismidae.